Rhizophagus irregularis DAOM 181602=DAOM 197198 is the source of this 432-nucleotide messenger RNA. RefSeq lists its product as uncharacterized. Lineage: Eukaryota; Fungi; Glomeromycota; Glomeromycetes; Glomerales; Glomeraceae. The record is from RefSeq and is a predicted model, not a curated record.
AUGAUCAGCGAGGUUAGGCUUGGAGCCUUGGAACAACAUUUUUCCAGAAAAUCACAUGAUAUUACGUUUUACGAUAUACCUUGGUAUUGGAGUGAUAUGGAAAUUUAUAGUCAGUUAAAUGAAAAUGUAGGAUAUAUAGAGUACAUGAGAAUUAAACGAUGUCAUAAAUACAGGACGGUUAGGGCUACGCUGCGUUUUAGUAACGCGUAUGAACAAAUAUAUAAAAAUGGUGGCGUUAAUGUGUCUAUUACAAAAGGUGAACGUAAUUAUUUCUUUAGGAUGUUUGAUUCACGGUUGACAUAUAACCAAGUAAAAGAGAAAUAUUUUUGGCAAGCUAGUAAAAAACUAGAAGAUAGCGCUUUAGUCAGUGAUUAUACAGUUAUUAAAGAAUAUGUGAAAGAAUAUAAAGCAUUUUUUGGAAAAAAUCGUUAG